AUGUUUUUUCACGUGCAUAUUGAAUCUGUGUUACUGUUACCCUUUGUCAUUUGUCGUCACAAUGACGUCGAUAGCGAUGUUCAUCUCAUAAAUCCACCAACACGAAAUGGCUGGUUAUGGCCCAUAUCAUCAUCCCCUUCAUUCUUAAAAGCGUACCUUGCACACUGUAUCAGACCUGCCGAAGUAUUUUGUUUUUAUUCAACAACGAAGCGAAACGACCGAGCGCUUGUAUUUGACACUCCUAAGAAGCGUGUGUGA
Messenger RNA from Plasmopara halstedii, 258 nucleotides. RefSeq lists its product as uncharacterized. The transcript is spliced from 2 exons. The record is from RefSeq and is a predicted model, not a curated record. NCBI's taxonomy places the organism in Eukaryota, Oomycota, Peronosporomycetes, Peronosporales, Peronosporaceae. Bases 1 to 258 code for a protein of 85 amino acids.